Esox lucius (northern pike) is the source of this 2832-nucleotide messenger RNA. RefSeq names its product potassium large conductance calcium-activated channel, subfamily M, beta member 2 (gene kcnmb2a). Gene Ontology annotation, biological process: potassium ion transport; detection of calcium ion. Gene Ontology annotation, molecular function: calcium-activated potassium channel activity; potassium channel regulator activity. Bases 1034 to 1837 code for a protein of 267 amino acids. Lineage: Eukaryota; Metazoa; Chordata; Actinopteri; Esociformes; Esocidae. The record is from RefSeq and is a predicted model, not a curated record. Gene Ontology annotation, cellular component: voltage-gated potassium channel complex; membrane. The transcript is spliced from 7 exons.
UGCAGCCUGCAGUAUACUCUGCUAAUGUAUAUUGUACCCGUGUACUAUACAUAAAAAUGUUUCCCUGCACACAUGAACACAUGCUAUGAAACUGCCCGAAACCCGAUUGACGCACACUGACCCAAAAUAAAUAGCUGCACGCGCUCCGACCAGCGACAGGGCACGGUGCUUGUCACUCAAGUUACUCACACAGGUAUGAUAAGCAUGCCCGGGGCUGGAGUUUAAAUAAGAGGUAGCAGGCUUGUUUCAAGGAGAGUCCACGCCGAGUUGGGAGAGAGGCGCCACAGACAGUUUGAAUCCCUGCUGGCUGGUACCGGAUUAUCACAGCAGUGUUCUCGCUGGUCCACAGUCAUACACCAUUAAAGAGAUAAUGAAAAUUUCGCGAGGUAUAGAGCAUUCUUGCUAUAGCUAGCAUUUUCACCAAUCCUGGGCAUUGAAGCACCACCACAAUCCUUCAGCCGUUGACAGAUAACUCUUCCUCUCCGGUUUUGUGAUGAUGCUGCACUCCUGCCUACCGGUGCAUUCAGGACAACGGUGUAACUUUAAUAAUUGGAGGUUACUAUGACACAUAUGCAACCAUAACCAACGUGUCCUCUUCCAAGUUUGUGUGUUUCCAGCGACUCCAGUAUUUAUCAGGUCACUAACAUUAAAUGAGAGGUAAAACAUACACACAGUAUUUGAAAUUCAUUUUGACCAAUUACUUUUGUUGGGGGGUAUAUUUGACUAGGAUUCCAUUUAGGGGGUAAACGGUUCAGCUGGGAAGCCAAGCAAGGUCAGGAAUUGAACUGGACUGAAACAGGGCUAUUCCAUACUUCAUUAACUAGAAAGUACCUGGCCAUUUGUUAUAUCAUUAGCGACAAAGUCUCUUGCCAGUGCAAUUUCAACUUCAAUGGUGCGUGAAGCACACCUACAAAUCUGCUGGACCAGAAGCUUUUAAAAGAGUUCCCAGCCUACACACUCAGGACCGGGAGUCAAGGCAAUACAGUCACGCAGUAUUUGAAAGCAAAGGGGAGAAUCCACAAGGGGUCUGUGGAUGGUUCUUCUUCUCUAUAAAAGGUCUUUUCAGCAAUCCUUUCGUGCCCCUUAUUCUGUGCGAAGCGGAAGUAGUGGGGUGUUGGGGAAGAUGUUCUUCGUGGCCGGGACCAGAAGGGCAGGAGGGGCAUCCCUAGUAGCCGAACCAACGAGGUCCAUCUACCGGAAGUUCCGGGACGUUGACCUGCUGGACAAGAGGAAGAACGUGUCGGCAAUGAAGGCCGGGGAGGACCGGGCCAUUCUCCUAGGCCUGGCCAUGGUAAUCACGUCCGUCAUGAUGUACUUUGUCCUGGGCAUCACCGUCCUACGCUCCUACGCUGACAGCGUGUGGACGGAGGAGGGUGUCUGUGUCGUGUUCAACUCCACUGUCACGGCCGACGUGAACUGCUCGUACAGCUGCGGCUCGGACUGCUGGAGGGGCUCCAAAUAUCCCUGUCUGCAGGUCUAUGUCCGUGUCAACAACACAGGCAGGGUCAGUCGCUUGUCUUACGACGAGGAGAACUGGGACGCCAAUUCUGAGUGUUUCCUUGUGCCAAAAUGCAAGAAGGACUAUGCAGCCACGCAGCACAUGAUCCUGAACAUCUCCGAACACCUGAAGCCUCAGCAGCCGUUCCUGUGCUAUUACGACCCCACCGACCAACAGGGGAGUGCCCUCCUGACCCGGCUGUACGGCUGCGGCGCUGUUUUACACUCGCUUUUCUGGCCUUCCUGCGUGCUCACUGGUGGCAUGGCUAUCAUCUUCAUGGUCAAACUCACGCAGUACCUCUCCGUCAUGAGUGAGCAAGGAGCCAAGAUCAAUAGGUGAGAGGCUUGGCAGCUGAGCGCGACAAACACGGUGGCAAGUCAAGAAGGAUGAUGAAAUGAAAGGAAUUGUUUUAACCAAAUGUCACCGUGGCCUCUAGACGCGUUCACAUCGCUCUCUCCCUCUCAGGGAAGGGACAUUUGGAACAGGUGGCUUGUCUGCUUCCGUUCCACUCGAGGACUGUUGCAAAUGGAAUGUGAACGUAAUGUUCUGAAACAGACAUCUUGGAAGAAAGCUUCAUUAAUGCAGGGCUAGGACCUCUGCUGUUUGCAUUGAAAGAAUAGGCAACCAUUUACAGAAAUUAAUAUGAAUCCCAUUUUUCGGAUGAUACCGGAUUAAACGAUUCACACUGUUAAUGGGGCUUUCACAGAAAUGUGGGUACCCAUUGCCUCAGGGCUUGAGUUUAGAGGAAAGGGCUUCUACGACCGAUUUGUUAUGUACUGAGCUCUGAGUAGAACCCAUAAUAUAAACCCUGUCCUCUAAGCAGGAACUACUGAGGCAAGAACCCACUGAUGUGUAUUGUUGAGUGUGUGUGUAUCUAUAGCUGACGCGGACGACUGCUGAGCUAAAUAUGUGCUGUUGGAAUAAGACAGAGUUCAUUCUCUGAAGUUGUCCACUGCUUUUUGCUUAGGUGAACUUUUAAGGCUCCUGUGUUCAAAUGUCAUGCAAGUUCACAAUGAGAAGGGUUGGAGAACAUUGUGACUGAAGUGGGCAUUAGGGUUUCACUCAUUUACUGUUUAUUUUAUCAAAAAGUGCAAGAGAGAAUGGGGAGCGAUAUGAGAAGGCUUUGAGUGUGCAAAUUACAGAGAGUCUUUACGGGCAGUGUUUGUGGAUGUCAUUAGUAUGUUGUAGUUAGUUCAUAAUAAUAAUAUUACUAAAUUAAUAAUGAAAGUUUUUGAAAACCAAAUGUUACUUUCUUUUUGAUUUUGCCAGUGUGGAUAAUAUUCCUGUUAAGAGAUUAUCUGUUUCAGUGUUCAUUUUGAGAAAUCAUUAAAGGG